UGUGUCAACACCGUUAUAGAGUACGUUGUUAUGAUGACACAAGAACUUCCAUGCACGGAUGUAUAGGAUAUGUUUUCUCUUAAAUAUUAGACUACAGAGCAAGUAUGAACACCAUAUAUAACUGUGCAGUGAUCUUAAUAUUUUCGGUGGCAUUGUUUGCAGAGUUUAAAGAGAGUCUGGCGUUGAGUGUCCACUCUGCGUCUUUGAAGGACAAUAAAUAUAGAAAUAAUAUUUUGAAGGAUUUAUCGAACUCUCUAGUACGUGACAGAGUGAAAAGAAGUGCGGGGUCCGGGCAAGAUGGAUGUAAAUCACUGCAGGGACAUGAAUCCACGUUAAAGAAUAACACUCAUACGUAUGCCUUUAAUGACCUGAGUGGUUCGGUGUCUCUGGCCUGGGUUGGUGAUGGCACAGGGGUCUUGCUUGUCCUGACCACCUUUCAGGUGCCAUUCUUUAUGAUUCGCCUUGGCCAGUCCAAACUCUACAGAAGUGAAGACUAUGGGAAGUCAUUUCAGGACAUUACAGAUCUUAUCAACAACACCUUCAUCCAGAGUGAGUUUGGCAUUGCUAUUGGCCCAGAGAAUUCUGGAAAGGUCAUCCUCACGGGAGAUUUGUCCGACGGGAGGGGGUCCCGAAUAUUUCGCUCACAGGAUUUUGGGAAAAGCUUUACCGUAACUGACCUGCCUUUUCACCCGUACAUGCAGAUCACAUACAAUCCCAGAGACAGCAACAUCCUCAUGGUUAUCAGUGUCACGUAUGACUUGUGGCUAUCAGAGGACUUUGGGGCCGGUUGGAAGAAGAUUCACGAGAAUGUUUGCCUGGUGAGAUGGGGCAUUGAUAACACGCUUUUCUUCACCACAAACUCCAAUGGAUCCUGCAGUAACCGGGGAGCGCUGGACUUAAAGAAGACUUCGGACUAUGGCAAAACAUUUAAGACUAUUGGAACCCGAAUCUAUUCGUUUGGACUCAGUGGACGCUUUGUUUUUGCCUCAGUCAUGACAGGCAAGGGCUCAAUGAGGAUGAUUCAUGUGUCAGUGGAUCAGGGUGAAGUCUGGAACAUGGCUCAGCUCCCCAAAGUUGGACACGAGCAGUUCUACUCUAUUUUAGCAGCCAAUGAUGACAUGGUGUUCAUGCACGUAGACGAACCCGGAGAUUCUGGCAUUGGCACGAUCUACGUUUCGGACGAUCGAGGCAUAGUUUUCUCGAAAUCGUUGGAACGGCACCUUUACACCACGACUGGAGGCGAGACGGAUUUCACCAAUGUGACAUCACUCAGAGGUGUCUACAUGACCAGCGUUAUUUCUGAGGAUGGUUCUGUGCAAACAGUGGUGACCUUUGACCAGGGUGGGAAAUGGAGGGCCCUGCAGAAACCGUGGAAUGGGGCGUGUGACUCCACAGCAGCAAACCCCAACUCGUGUAAUCUGCACAUUCAUGCCUCCUACAGUACCUCUAUGAAACUCAAUGUUCCCAUGCUGCCUCUCUCUGAGCCCAAUGCUGUUGGACUCAUCCUGGCACAUGGCAGCGUGGGGGAUGCCGUGUCGGUCAUGUCACCGGACGUCUACGUGUCGGACGAUGGGGGCUACUCGUGGUCACGGGCACUGAAGGGACCCCAUCAUUACGCUAUCCUGGACUCAGGAGGCCUGCUAGUUGCUGUAGAGCAUAACCCCACCCAGCCCAUCUCUCAGAUCAAGUUCUCGACAGAUGAAGGGCAGUGUUGGCACGUUUUUAACUUCACCAAAGAGCCACUGUACUUCACUGGCCUGGCGUCUGAACCAGGAGCCCGCUCUAUGAAUGUCAGUCUGUGGGGCUACACCGAAUCCAUGCUCGGCCAGUAUUGGGUCUCUGUUACCAUUGACUUCCGCCAGCUGCUCUCCAGAGACUGUGAAGAGAGUGACUAUGUUCAGUGGCUGGCUCACUCCGAUGACAUCAGCAAACCCACUGACGGGUGCAUCCUGGGGUACAAGGAGAAGUUCUUGAGACUGCGCAAGGACUCUGUGUGUUGGAACGGUCGGGAUUACAUUGUCACCAAGCAGCCAACACCCUGUCCGUGUACUCUUGACGACUUUCAAUGUGACUUUGGAUAUUACCGUGCAGAGAACAGCUCAGAGUGUGUGGAGGAGCCAGACCUGAAGGGUCAUGUUCUUGAGUUUUGUUUGCAUGGGCGGAAAGAACAGCUUCAAACAAGCGGUUACCGGAAGAUUCCAGGUGACCGUUGUGAGGGAGGAACUAUGCCAGAGAGGAAGGAGAUAGACCUGAGCAGGAACUGCGUUAGUAACUUGAUGAGACCUGAACUGCUCACAGAAGCCAAUUCUAUGAGUUCAGCAUCGAUAAUAGCUGUGGUUAUCACUGUGCUCCUGGUCAGUGCUGUCACAGGGGUUCUACUCAUCAAGAAAUAUGUGUGUGGAGGGAGAUUCUUGGUACACAGAUACUCUGUGCUGCAGCAGCAUGCAGAGGCUAACGGUAUAGAGGGAGUGGACGAGCUGGACCAACAUGCCACCGAAUGUAGCAAGAUACAAUACCACGAUGAUUCAGAUGAGGACCUCCUGGAGUGAGAGAGAAGGAGUCAUGGGAGACCAGAGGUUUCACUGUAGGACGCCUCCCCCAUGCAGACGUGGCUUCUUCGGCGCUGUGUAUGCUUGUUCACCCUCACCGCAGUGCUACUGCUACCACCUGCAGGUCUUCCCCUCCCCAGCCACCUCAGCCCUGACAGCUCACGGACGGAUUCUCAUGCCUACAUAACUUCACCGAAUCUCUGGGACACGAAUGACAUGACCGGUUUUCAACAGGACGGGAGCAUUAAGGAAUGACGGCGUUUUCGCAUCUAAUCUAAACCUAACGUGUUGGAACACCUCUUUUCUGUCUUUGGCUGUUUGUAAUUAUGAUAGGGUUAUUUUUUCUAAUUUUCCGUUAGUAUUAUUUCAUUUGUUACACAGCUGGUGAUUUAAUGCACAUUCUGAUUGGUGGCUUUAUCAUGUUAACACAGCUCAAGUAGUGUAAACAGAGUGAUAUCACCAGAAGGGCUUAGCACAUCAGUAUAUAGUCUACACAACUAUAGUGUCAUACCACAGUGUAAAAGGCACCACUCUCCUGAUGAGAGGAAGGUCAAAUUGACAGCACCAAAACUGACCCUUAAUGAAAGUUAUGUUGGCUUUUUAGGUGGCAAACAAACUAGCAAUUGUCUUAAUUUCAAUGUACAUAACACUAGAUGAAAAUGCUCUUAAAUUUAGCCAUUACUAUCAGAUUUUAAACAGUUAUAACUUGGGGUGUACAUCUGGCUUCACCAAAGCACUUUUUUCUGUUUUUCGUGACACUUUGCAUUUUUGAUUAAGAGGAUUGUCCACUCAGAGCAAUUCCAGAUUAAGGGUUACUGAAAUCAAAGCAGUCCAUUUGUAAUACAGUUCUAAGUGAGUUGACUUGCAGUUUCAUAUAAUUGAGUGAUGAUAGGACAUUUUUCUUUGAAUGGUCAAUAAUCUAAUAAUACUGAACCCUUUACCUACCACGGUAAUAUCGUAAUAUUAGAUAUUACGUACAAGUCUAGGUUCUUUAGACCAAGACGUAACUCCUCAGGUUGGUUGUUCCUGAGUAUCCUGUUUAUCUGGCAGAUAGCUAAUAGCUCCAUAUCCUUUUGUGUUGAAAGACCAGACAAUCUAAUAGAUCUGAUAAUAUACUAAUACAGUGAUAUAAGCUUGUUUUGUUCAAUACCAGAGGUACUAUUUAGGCUACUUAUGGCACAUAUGUGGGCUGAUCUGGAUGGUUGCUUAUCGACUAGACUGGACUGGACUGGAAUGACUUCUCAAAAUCAGCUUUUAAUCAUUCAUUUACCAAACAACUUUUUCCGCCAUAGUAAAUUUGAAUGUGGCUUGGUCGAAGAAACUUUUUGAAGUCACAUGAUCUUAACAUGAGAUGUAAAUAAUGAAAAUUUGAGACCACCUUCAUGUUGCUAUGUUUGAGUUCUUGAAUUUAAUUUACUUUGGAAACAGUUCUAAGCGAAGGUCCAGUUCAAUUUUUCAGCAAUUACAUAUUUAUUUAUUUCCCCUCAAAUGUUACCAUAAAGCUCACUCAGGCACUGUAGACAUACUACAAGCAUUCAUUUUUUGAAAGGAUGAAAAGAAUUUUGGUUCUCUUUUUCAUUAAGCUGGCAGAUUACUUUUGGGGUUAAUUUUCUUCGACAGUGAAACAAAGUGUUGUUUUUAGUAGAAGUAGUUUGCAUUACUUUGAAUGUAUCCUGGAUCAAAGAAAAUACAUGAUUGGAUGGAAAUCUACAUUUUUCUUAAUGUUACUAUGCAUUGCAGUAUUUACAAUGAUAAUAGCCACAGCUCAGUGCAAUAGCCUGCAGUCUAUGUAACAGAAGUAGUUUAUAAAAACAGUUCCUGGUUCACAAGCAACAGUGACUAUCCAAUUUGUUGUACUCUUUGGAAACAGAUGUUGAAGCACAUGUCUGUGUCAUUAUGUUCUUAAGAUUUAGCACUGAAUUGCUUCCAUUACAAAAUGUAUAUUAAUAGCUCUUCAACUCGAAAACCUUAUAUGACAUGCAACAUAGUACCAAUGUACCAAUAGUACCAAUGUUGCUUCUACUCAAACCAAGUACAACUGCAGAUGUGGCUUAUUUAACAAGACAGUGUAGUUUUAGUCUUUACCUGGAGAUUGAACAUUGUCACUCAUGGAAUCUUCUUGGGUUAAUAGUGCUUGAUUACUGAAAAGUUGCCAUCAAAGAUAAGCUAAUUCAAAAUUAAGAGACUGAUGAAGAUGUGAAUACAGUUCAUGUUAUGUACACCUACAAAAAUACAUUACUCAGGGGUCAGACAUUCCAGCAUAUGAUGAAAAAGAUGUUUCAACUUCUGUUGUGAGAGUUUGCAAAGCGUCUUAAAUAAAGACAUGUAAUCAUUUUCAGUGUUGUGAAAAGCUUUUCUGUUUAGAAAGUGUAGACGAUGUUCAGAUGAAAGACAUGGACAACAAUACAUGUAGACAGAUGCUGAGAUAUAUGCAAGUUUAUUGAUCCAACAUAAUACAAUUAAUAACUAAGUCAGUGAUAUGGAGAAUGAAUGAGUUUGAGAAUGUCUUCCUUUUUUCACCAUGAAAUGCACCUGGGAGGGUGCUAUAGUAUGAAUUGUAUUUCUCAGUUAGCUGGGCAAUGCUGUCCAAUAGGAAUGCUCCUAUCUCAACACCCGUUGGCAUAAUGUCAGCUAAUCUUACUACAUGAGAAAUCCUGCUUCAUAGUAAAAUUUCAAAGUCAAACAGAGGGGGCAAAUCUUAGCUAUUGUAAAUAGUAGAAUUGGUCAUUUAUUACUUUGCAGUGAAGGACUUGACACAGUGUGGUAAUUUCUCAUGCUGUUUGAAAGGCUGUAAAUAAGAUUGAUUUCAAACUUUAUUUUGGACUAUUUUUGUCUUUUGAAACAAUUUUGUUUGCAAAUGACUUAUUGGUACUCCACCAUUCUCAUCUAUAAAUAAAAGU
Chanos chanos (milkfish) is the source of this 5449-nucleotide messenger RNA. It is a transcript of the gene sort1a, whose product is annotated as sortilin 1a. Gene Ontology annotation, biological process: endocytosis; Golgi to endosome transport; vesicle organization. The transcript has 20 exons. Gene Ontology annotation, cellular component: Golgi apparatus; membrane. NCBI's taxonomy places the organism in Eukaryota, Metazoa, Chordata, Actinopteri, Gonorynchiformes, Chanidae. The record is from RefSeq and is a predicted model, not a curated record. Gene Ontology annotation, molecular function: protein binding. The coding region runs from base 105 to 2549 and encodes 814 amino acids.